Messenger RNA from Cajanus cajan (pigeon pea), 757 nucleotides. RefSeq names its product protein yippee-like At4g27745. NCBI's taxonomy places the organism in Eukaryota, Viridiplantae, Streptophyta, Magnoliopsida, Fabales, Fabaceae. The record is from RefSeq and is a predicted model, not a curated record.
UUUUAUUAUGCAUAGUGUUGGCUUUUAUUCCCCUGGUUUGCCCGACUUUUCUUUUUCAUUCCCCUCUUCUCAAAACCCGCGAUUACUUCUAUCUUAAUUUAUUGUAGCGGAUCUUUGUGUCAUCAUUUGUUGGUUGCAGCGAGUUGUUUAGUUUACAAUUGUUGGCAAAUUAAUGGCGGAAAUGACAGGGCCUCGCUUGUAUUGCUGUUGUAAUUGUAGAAACCAAGUGUCCCUCCACGAUGAUAUAAUUGCUAAAACCUUUCAGGGAAGAUAUGGACGAGGUUUUCUGUUCUCCCAUGCAAUGAAUAUUGUAGUAGGGCCAAAAGAAGACAGGCACCUCAUGACUGGCCUCCACACUGUUGCUGAUGUUUAUUGUGGUGACUGCCGUGAAGUGUUGGGUUGGAAAUAUGAAAGAGCUUAUGAAGCAUCACAGAAGUACAAGGAGGGAAAAUUCAUACUUGAAAAAUCAAAAAUUGUAAAGGAGAACUGGUGGUAGCAUUCCCGUGUGAUUCUCCUUAAUCCAUUCGUUUCAGUCUUGAUGUUUCUUCAUUCAUGCUUUUAAUGUGUACAGGAGGGUCUUAUCUAUAAAAAAAAUUGUCGUUUCUUCAAUUUCGUUAUUACCUUGUGGUGUGACUAGAAGUGAUGUUGAAAGAUAAGCCGUUUCAUUCCUUGUUCAUAAAAUUGUAUAUUCUUAAUAGUAACUGAACUCGUAACCCAUCUUUUAAAUUUGAAAGUUUGCCCAGUUUGUGACUCCGUA